GAUCUUUGGAGUUUUUGGCUGGAUGAUGCUAUGUAUUUUAGAACUAGUUUCUGGUGCAGACCAGGGCUGUCCCAGUAAGCAGCAGGUGCUGAGUGCCAUCCGGCAGAUGCAAAAGCUGCUGUCUGCACAGGAAGCCCAGUACAGUCAGGGGAUUCGCAUGAUGAAGAGGAAGCUUAGCCUACUGCAGAACACAAUGAACAAACAGGCUUCUAAAUACAAUGAAACAUGUCCCAGGCUCCAAGCCCCAAAUAAUGGGAAGAAAUUUGGAAGCAGGUACAUGGUGGGCCAUGAGGUGCAUUUUGCCUGUGACCCUGGCUUUGUCCUGGUCGGGUCGAACACUAGGGUGUGCCUUAAGGACAAGAGCUGGAGUGGACAGUUGCCUUUCUGUAAAAAUAUAAAUGAGUGUGCCAGUAAUCCUUGUCUCAAUGGUGGGACGUGCGUGGAUGAUGUAAACCGCUAUGCCUGUCUCUGCCGUGCUGGUUGGGCUGGCUUUGAUUGCCGCCUUGCUUUAGACUCACAAUGGACAAUGGCGCAGAGCGACCCAUCCUUCAGUCACCAGCCACGAUGCACAGAUAUCCAAGGCUCACAACAUUGCACCUGUGAGACCGGCUUCCAGCUGAACGGGAUGGACCUCAGGCAGUGUCGAGAUGUAGAUGAAUGUAAGAUGUUUCACACGGGCAAGUUGGCUCGCCUCUGUGCACAUACCUGUCUGAACACUCCAGGCUCCUAUAGGUGUGCGUGCCCUGCUGGAUACAACCUAAUGGAGGAUUCUCGGAGCUGUGAAGAUAUUAAUGAGUGUUUGACCAAUCGACAUAACUGUACCGGAGAAGAGGUUUGCAUUAAUAUGCAUGGUGGUUUCCAUUGUGUUCGCCCAGAGUGUCCAAAGUCUCGCCACAAUGCAAGCUACGUAAAAACAUCCCAAUUUAAAUGUGAGAGAAACCCAUGUCCAAUGGAGAGCAAGUUGUGUGCAAAUGCUCCCUACUCCAUUACCUUCCAUUACCUCACCCUGACCUCCAACCUGCGAACCCCCAGAACUCUCUUCCGGAUGACAAGCAGCCGGUUCACAGGAGACACCAUGCGCUUCAGCAUCGUAGGAGGUGUUGGGCAGAACCAUUUUUCCAUCCAGCGGUCAGACAGGCAGACAGGGGAGCUGGUACUAGUGCAUCCCAUCCAAGGCCCUGCAACUUUGGAGGUUGAAAUGGAGAUGACGGAACUUCAUGGGAAAACAGUCCUUACCAAGCACGUCUCUAAGGUCAUUGUCUUUGUCUCACAGUAUAACUUCUAGGUGAACUUCACUUUCUGAUGUGACUCCUGUUACUGUUUCUUAAAAGGGAGCCAAGAUAAAUGAGGUAUAUAACUAAUAGAGUGUUAAAAUGCUUAACGGAAGUAUUAACAAUAAUGAGA
Messenger RNA from Mobula hypostoma (lesser devil ray), 1404 nucleotides. RefSeq names its product fibulin-7-like. Lineage: Eukaryota; Metazoa; Chordata; Chondrichthyes; Myliobatiformes; Myliobatidae. Bases 23 to 1285 code for a protein of 420 amino acids. The record is from RefSeq and is a predicted model, not a curated record. The transcript has 8 exons. Gene Ontology annotation, molecular function: calcium ion binding.